Messenger RNA from Ogataea haglerorum, 2868 nucleotides. RefSeq lists its product as uncharacterized. Gene Ontology annotation, biological process: intracellular protein transport; clathrin-dependent endocytosis. NCBI's taxonomy places the organism in Eukaryota, Fungi, Ascomycota, Pichiomycetes, Pichiales, Pichiaceae. The coding region runs from base 1 to 2868 and encodes 955 amino acids. Gene Ontology annotation, cellular component: AP-2 adaptor complex; membrane coat. The transcript has a single exon. Gene Ontology annotation, molecular function: clathrin-cargo adaptor activity. The record is from RefSeq and is a predicted model, not a curated record.
AUGUCGCAGAUGAAGGGUCUAGUCCAGUUCAUCACGGACAUCCGAAACUCCAAGGAACAGGAACAGGAAGACAGACGUGUCCAAUCUGAGCUCGUUCACAUUCAGAAACAGUUCCAGCAGCCCAAUCUUUCCGGCUAUCAUCGCAAGAAGUACAUUUGCAAGCUGCUGUAUAUCUAUCUGAUGGGCUACGAGUUCACGUUUGGCCUGAGCGAAGCAAUGGCCCUUGCCCGCUCGAGGGUCUAUUCUGAGAAAACCAUUGGAUAUCUGGCUCUAUCGCUCUUCUACCAGACGCGCACAGAGGACGUUGACACGGUAUUUGAAACUAUACACAACGAUCUUGCCCAUCAGAAGGAAGACUUUGUCUGUCUUGCGCUCCAGUUUCUCUCUUCCGUGGCUGACUCGGAGGCGUACAGCAGGGCAUUUGAGGAGCAGGUAUUCCAGUUGAUUAGGUCGCCCCUUUCGUCCAGUCUAGUUCGUAAAAAAGCCGUUCUGACGAUGCUGCAGCUGCUCAAAAUUGAUCCCCUCCUGGUCACCAGACAGCCAAGCUUGGUUUCCCGGGUCGCACCGCUGAUCAACGAUUCCGACUUUGGAGUGAGCAUCGCUGCCGUCUCGCUGGUCCAGCAUGUUGCCAAACUGGAUUUGGAUCUCUGUGCCAGCUGCACCACGCUAGCUCUAGAGAAAUUACACAAGAUCGUCGUCGAGGCCGAAUGUCCCGCCUCACACAUGUAUCACGGCAUUCCUGCGCCCUGGCUGACCGUCAAACUGUUUCAACUGCUCGAAACUCUGGUCCCGAACAUCGACGCAAUGCCCCUGGACCAGGCCAACAUGCAUACCGUGAGAACCGUGAUCCAGCGAGCUAUUUCCAUGGCCAUAUCACAGUCGCCGUUGGUGUCUGCCGAGGCGCGGCACACAAGGGAUUUCGUCCUGCUGGGCGCCGUGUCGCUGGCCGCACACGUCGACCCUUCUGCCGAUCAAUCGACAAUCGCAGCCGAUGCGCUUUGCCAGCUGCUGCAGUCCGCAGAAACGAACACGCGCUACCUGAGCCUAGCUGCUCUGGCAAAGCUUGCGGCAAGAAACGACGAACCCGUUUUGAUGACUAUCAACAAGCAUAUAGAGCAGAUCUUCUCCCUGCUUCGCGACAGAGACGUUUCCGUGAGACGACUUUCUCUGGAUCUCAUGUACAUUAUUUGCAACUCUGAUACGGUGCAGCAGAUGUGUCAGCGGCUACUGGAAUACCUUUCUGUGACUGACUUUGCCAUGAAAUCCGAGGUUGCCGUCAAAAUCGCCGUGCUCGCCGAGAAAUUUGCCACAAACGCUACCUGGUAUGUCACCACCAUGAUGAAGCUGAUCUCUGGAGCAGGCAAUUAUCUCGACGAGGAGGUGCGACAGCGGCUGAUCCAGAUCGUCGUCAACAACGACUCCAUCCAGGCCACGGCGUGCCGUCUCUGCUACAGUGCGCUCAAAUCGGGUACUUACCCAGAGUCUAUGGUGAAGGUGGCUGCGUUCUUACUUGGUGAGUUUGGCACGCAGCUGGAUACUCCCCUAGUGCAGCAGUUUGAGCUGCUUUACAGCUGCUACUUCCAGACCUCUGUCACGGCCAGAUGUGUUCUGCUUUCGAGUUUCCUCAAGUUCUACGUCCACGAGCCGCAGCUCAGACCGCGAAUUUUGGAGCUAUACCAACAGGAAUCCAACUCUUUCAGUGCAGAGAUUCAGCAGCGGUGUCUGGAGUACUCUAAGCUGGUGACGCUGCCAGAUAGCUCGCUGUUGAAUCUUGUGGUAGUCGCCAUGCCUCCCUUCCAGUCAAAAAUCUCGCCUUUGAUCUCCAGACUGGGAAACGUCCAGCAGCUGCAGCAGAGCUUCCAGCUGAACCUGCCGUAUGCUGCGCGCUCUUCGUCGUCGCUAGAAAGACCCAAAUCGCCCAAAAAAGCAGCUCCGCCUCGCCCCAGAAGCAGGAAGAACACCAAUCCGAUUAUGUCUCCGCCGCUCAAUUCCACCACCACCCCAAGCCUCACAGACCUAGACGACUCGUCGCGGUCCAUGUCGCACUCCUCGGACUCGCAAUUCUCCUACAAUUCCGCUGCAAACCCUUCUGUCGACCAUUUGCCAGCUUUCAGCCCUAACUGGAAAGAGGGAUACUACCGUCUACUGCAUUACGAUCAGGGAAUUUUCUACGAGGACUCGUUAUUCAAAAUUUUAUUCAGACUCAGAAGAAAUCAUGCUCAGUUGCACUACGAGCUGUCUUAUUCCAAUAAGUCUCCCGGUACAAUCACCGGCCUGACAAGCGAGGUGAUUGCUAACCUGAGCAAUGCCGAAGAUCCAGGAUACGUGAUCAAAAUCAUCAAACAUCCAGAGUCCACCAUCACUUCCAAUUCGAAAUCGGUCCAGAUCUUCGACGUCACCGUGCGGAAGCCGUAUCUGGACAGAGAGGCACCCAGCAUCAGUAUAUCAUUUGUGUGCGGGACCCUGUGUCAAUACAAGCUGCGGCUUCCGGCUGUAGUUGGGAAGAUCAUGGUGAGAGGUACGCCUCUGCCCAAGGAGUCAUUCUUCACCAGAUGGAGGCAGGUCAGCAGUUUGCCUGGUGGAGAGUGCCAGAAGGUGAUCCGGCUUUCCUCGCCGAUGCAGACGGUGAUUCUGAGUCGGACCAUGCAGCUCUUUGGAUUCAAUUUGCUCAAGAACAUUGACUACAACAUGCACAAUAUCGUGUGCACUGGUAUUUUGAGUAUGGCAGCUGGCGGGGCAGGGUGCUUGAUGCGGAUCGAGACAAAUCCUCAGGACGCUCGUGUCCUGCGAAUUACAAUGAGAUGCACUGUCUCUGGGCUGGCAGAUAUUCUGGUGGGCACAUUGACAGAUCUGUUAGAUAACAUUUAA